Molecule: messenger RNA, 8526 nt
Organism: Corapipo altera (White-ruffed manakin)
Lineage: Eukaryota; Metazoa; Chordata; Aves; Passeriformes; Pipridae
Product: fibrillin-2-like
Molecular function (GO): calcium ion binding
Source: RefSeq, a predicted model, not a curated record
AUGGGGGUUUUGUGGCUGGCCAGGCUGGUGCUGGGAUGUACGGCGGUGGCGUGCGUGGGGCACGCCCGGGCGCAGUACGAGGGGGACCUGCAGACGGACAGAUUCGCCGGCUACGAGGAGAGGCCGCCCAGCAGGGUGAGGAGGAGAGGCCAGGACUCGUUACGAGGGCCCAAUGUCUGCGGCUCCAGGUUCCAUUCCUACUGCUGUCCCGGCUGGAAAACGCUGCCCGGAGGGAACCAGUGCAUUGUCCCAAUCUGCAGGAAUUCUUGUGGUGACGGGUUUUGUUCGCGGCCGAACAUGUGCACGUGCUCCAAUGGACAACUUUCUCCCAACUGUGGCUCAGCUGGAGUCCAAACGUGCAACGUGAGGUGCAUGAACGGGGGGAGCUGCUCCGAGGAGUCGUGUCUGUGCCAGAAGGGAUACACCGGCACCUACUGCGGGCAGCCUGUCUGUGAGAACGGCUGCCAGAACGGCGGGAGAUGCAUCGGGCCCAACCGCUGCGCCUGCGUCUACGGAUUCACCGGCCCCCAGUGCGAGAGAGAUUAUCGGACCGGGCCGUGCUUCAGCCAAGUGAACAACCAGAUGUGCCAGGGCCAGCUCAGUGGCAUCGUCUGCACCAAGACCAUGUGUUGUGCCACCAUCGGCCGGGCCUGGGGACACCCCUGUGAGAUGUGUCCUGCCCAGCCCCAUCCCUGCCGCCGGGGAUUCAUCCCGAAUAUCCGCACCGGAGCCUGCCAAGAUGUGGAUGAGUGCCAAGCCAUCCCUGGCCUCUGCCAAGGUGGGAAUUGCAUCAACACCGUGGGUUCCUACGAGUGCAAGUGCCCUGCAGGACACAAGCAGAGCGAGACCAGCCACAGGUGUGAAGACGUGGACGAGUGCGGGGCCAUCUCGGGCGCGUGCGACGGCGGCGAGUGCACCAACACCGCGGGCAGCUACGUGUGCACCUGCCCCCGGGGCUUCAUGACCAGCCCCGAUGGAUCCCGCUGCAUUGACCAGCGCAUCGGGACGUGUUUCUCGGCGCUCAUCGGGGGCCGCUGCGCCGGGGACCUGCCGGGCCAGUACACCAGGAUGCAGUGCUGCUGCGACUCAGGGCGCUGCUGGGCCAUUGGCCAGACCCCCGAGAUGUGCCCUGUGAGGGGCUCUGACGAGUACCGCAGGCUCUGCAUCGAGGGACUCCCGGUCGUGCCAGGCUUCCCUGGGAACUUUCCAGGAAUCCCUGGAUUCGGGCCCAACGGCGUCGGGCCGGGACUCAACGGGCCCGGAGGCAUCGGACCAAACGGGGCGAACGGACAAGGCGGGAUCCCAGGGCUGCCUGGAAUGGGCCCAGGAAGCUCGAGCAUUGGCACUGCCACGUUGAACCAGACCAUUGACAUCUGCAAGCACUUCACCAACCUGUGCCUGAACGGGCGCUGCAUCCCCACCCCGUCCAGCUACCGCUGCGAGUGCAACAUGGGCUACAAGCAGGACGUGCGUGGGGAGUGCAUUGAUGUGGACGAGUGCUCCAGCAGCCCCUGCGUGCACGGCGACUGCGUCAACACCCCGGGCUCCUACCACUGCAAGUGCCACGAGGGCUUCCAGAGCACCCCCACCAAGCAGGCCUGCAUUGACAUCGAUGAGUGCAUCAUGAACGGGGUGAUGUGCAGGAACGGCCGCUGCGUCAACACCGACGGCAGCUUCCAGUGCAUCUGCAACGCUGGCUUUGAGAUCACCCCUGAUGGCAAGAACUGUGUUGACCACGACGAGUGUGCCACCACCAACAUGUGCCUCAACGGGAUGUGCAUCAAUGAGGACGGAAGCUUCAAGUGCAUCUGCAAGCCCGGAUUUGUUCUGGCUCCCAACGGGCGCUACUGUGUCGACAUCGACGAGUGCGAGACCCCCGGGAUCUGCAUGAACGGCUGGUGCAUCAACACCGAGGGCUCCUUCCGCUGCGAGUGCCUGGGGGGCCUGGCCAUCGGCGUGGACGGCCGGGUCUGCGUGGACACCCACAUGCGCAGCACCUGCUACGGGGGCAUCAAAAAGGGCACCUGCGCCCGCCCCUUCCCCGGCGCCGUCACCAAGUCCGAGUGUUGCUGUGCCAACCCGGACCACGGCUUCGGAGAGCCCUGCCAGCCCUGCCCGGCCAAGAACUCGGCGGAAUUCCAGGCUCUCUGCAGCAGCGGCAUCGGGAUAACAGCUGAUGGCAGAGACAUCAACGAGUGUGCCCUGAACCCGGACAUCUGCCCCAACGGGAUGUGUGAGAACCUGCGGGGUAGCUACCGCUGCAUCUGCAACCUGGGCUACGAGUCCGACCCCACGGGCAAGAACUGCGUGGAUGUUGAUGAGUGCACUGUCAACCGUCUGCUGUGCGACAACGGGCUGUGCAGGAACACCCCCGGCAGCUACACCUGCACCUGCCCCAAGGGCUUCGUCUUCAGGACAGAGACGGACACCUGUGAAGACAUCAACGAGUGCACGUCCAACCCGUGUGUGAACGGCGUGUGCCGGAACAACGCCGGCUCCUUCGCCUGCGAGUGCUCCCCUGGCAGCAAACUGGACCCCACUGGCACCAUCUGCGUGGACAGCAUGAAAGGGACCUGCUGGCUCAACAUCCAGGACGGGCGCUGCGAGGUGAACAUCAACGGGGCCACGCUCAAGUCGGAGUGUUGUGCCACCCUGGGGGCAGCCUGGGGCAGCCCCUGCGAGCGCUGCGAGAUCGACACUGCCUGUCCCCGGGGAUACGCCCGGAUGAAGGGAGUCACCUGUGAAGACGUGAAUGAGUGUGAGGUGUUCCCCGGCGUCUGCCCCAACGGGCGCUGCGUCAACUCCGCCGGCUCCUUCCGCUGCGAGUGCCCCGAGGGGCUGACCCUGGAUGGCACUGCCAGGACGUGUGUGGACGUGCGGGUGGAGCAGUGCUACAUGCGCUGGGACGAGGACGAGUGCACGGAGCCCCUGCCCGGCAAGUACCGCAUGGACAUGUGCUGCUGCUCCGUGGGCUCGGCCUGGGGCAGCGACUGCGAGGAGUGCCCCAAGCCGGGCACCGGCGAGUUCAAGGCCAUCUGCCCGCGCGGGCCCGGCUUCGCCAACCGCGGGGACGUGCUCUCGGGGAGGCCCUUCUACAAAGAUGUGAACGAGUGCAAGGUCUUCUCCGGCCUCUGCACUCACGGCACGUGCCGGAACACCAUCGGCAGCUUCCGGUGCAUCUGCGGCAACGGCUUCGCUUUGGACGCUGAGGAGAGGAACUGCACGGACAUCGACGAGUGCCGCAUCUCCCCCGACCUGUGCGGCCACGGCACGUGCGUCAACACCCCGGGCAGCUUCGAGUGCGAGUGCUUCGAGGGCUACGAGAGCGGCUUCAUGAUGAUGAAGAACUGCAUGGAUAUCAACGAGUGCGAGCGGGACCCGCUGCUGUGCCGGGGCGGGAUCUGCAUGAACACCGACGGCAGCUUCGAGUGCAUCUGCCCCCCUGGCCACGAGCUGACAGCUGAGGGCAACACCUGCAUAGAUAUCAACGAGUGCUCCCUCAGUGACAACCUGUGUCGCAACGGGCGCUGCAUCAACGUCAUCGGCACCUACCAGUGCUCGUGCGACUCGGGCUUCCAGGCCACGCUGGACAGGCAGGGCUGUGUUGACAUCGACGAGUGCACCAUCACCAACGGGGGCUGUGACACCCACUGCUCCAACUCGGAGGGCAGCUACGAGUGCAGCUGCAGCGAGGGCUACGCGCUCAUGCCAGACAAGAGGUCCUGUGCAGACAUCGAUGAGUGUGAGGAUAAUCCUGACAUCUGCGAUGGUGGGCAGUGCACAAACAUCCCCGGCGAGUACCGGUGCCUCUGCUUCGACGGCUUCAUGGCAUCCCUGGACAUGAAGACCUGCAUUGAUGUGAACGAGUGUGACCUCAACCCCAACAUCUGCCUGCACGGCGAGUGUGAGAACACCAAGGGCUCCUUCAUCUGCCACUGCCAGCUCGGCUACUUUGUCAAGAAGGGAACCACAGGGUGCACAGACAUCGACGAGUGCGAGAUCGGGGCGCACAACUGCGACAUGCACGCCUCCUGCAUCAAUGUGCCCGGCAGCUUCAAGUGCAAGUGUCGCACGGGCUGGCUCGGGGACGGGCUGAAGUGCAACGACCUGGACGAGUGUGCAACCGAAGAGCACAAGUGCAACCUCAACGCCAACUGCGUGAACACGCCCGGCUCCUACCGCUGCGCCUGCCGCGAGGGCUUCAACGGUGACGGCUUCUCCUGCUCAGACAUCGAUGAGUGCACCUUCCAGAACAUCUGUGUCUUUGGCACCUGCCAGAACCUGCCCGGGAUGUUCCGCUGUGCCUGCGACGAUGGAUAUGAGCUGGACAGGAGUGGAGGCAACUGCACAGACAUCAAUGAAUGUGCAGACCCUGUGAACUGCAUCAACGGGCUCUGCGUCAACACCCCCGGCAGCUACUUGUGCAACUGCCCCCAGGACUUCGAGCUGAACCCCACCGGGGUGGGCUGUGUGGACACCCGUGUCGGGAAUUGCUUCCUGGACACCCAGGAUCGAGGAGAUGGGGGGAUCUCCUGCAGUGCAGAGAUCGGAGUCGGGGUCACUCGGGCCUCCUGCUGCUGCUCCCUGGGCCGUGCCUGGGGCAACCCCUGCGAGCUGUGCCCUCCAGCCAACACCACCGAGUACAAGACCCUGUGCCCUGGAGGGGAAGGAUUCCGGCCCAACCCCAUCACUGUCAUCCUGGAGGACAUCGACGAGUGCCAGGAGCUGCCAGGGCUGUGCCAGGGCGGCAACUGCGUCAACACCUUCGGCAGCUUCCAGUGCGAGUGUCCCCUCGGGUACUACCUCAACGAGGACACGCGGAUCUGCGAAGAUAUUGAUGAGUGCUCUGCCCACAUCGGGAUCUGCGGCCCUGGCACCUGCUACAACACCCUGGGCAACUACACCUGCGUGUGCCCCCCCGAGUACAUGCAGGUCAACGGAGGGAACAACUGCAUGGACAUGAGGAAGAGCGUGUGCUACCGCAACUACAACGACACGUGUGAGAACGAGCUCUCCUUCAACAUGACCAAGAAGAUGUGCUGCUGCUCCUACAACAUUGGCAAGGCCUGGAACAAGCCCUGUGAGCCCUGUCCCACCCCUGCCAGCCCUGAGUACCAGAUCCUGUGUGGGAACCAAGCCCCUGGAUUUAUCAUCGACAUCCACACGGGGAAGCCCAUUGAUAUCGACGAGUGCAGUGAGAUCCCGGCCAUCUGCACCAACGGCGUCUGCAUCAACCAGAUCGGGAGCUUCCGCUGCGAGUGUCCCAUCGGCUUCAGCUACAACAACAUCCUGCUCAUCUGCGAAGACAUCGACGAGUGCAGCAGUGGGGAGAACCUGUGCCAGCGCAACGCCGACUGCAUCAACAUCCCGGGCAGCUACCGCUGCGAGUGCUCCACGGGCUACAAGCUGUCACCCAGCGGGGCCUGCGUGGGUCGCAACGAGUGCCAGGAGAUCCCCAACGUGUGCAGCCACGGGGACUGCGUGGACACCGAGGGCAGCUACGUCUGCAUCUGCCACAACGGCUUCAAGGCCACGGGGGAGCAGACCAUGUGCAUGGACAUCGACGAGUGCGACCGCCAGCCCUGCGGGAACGGGACCUGCAAGAACACAGUCGGCUCCUACAACUGCCUCUGCUUCCCUGGCUUUGAGCUCACACACAACAACGACUGCAUGGACAUUGAUGAGUGUUCAUCCCUGGUGGGGCAGGUGUGUCGGAACGGCCAGUGCAUCAACAGCGUCGGCUCCUUCCAGUGCCUGUGCCAGGAGGGGUACGACCGGACCCCUGACGGGAAGAACUGUGUGGACAUCAACGAGUGUGUGAGCCUGCCUGGCACCUGCUCCCCGGGCACCUGCCAGAACCUGGAGGGCUCCUUCCGCUGCAUCUGCCCCCCGGGCUACGAGGUGCAGAACGACAACUGCAUCGAUAUCAACGAGUGCGAAGAGGAGCCCAACAUCUGCCUUUUUGGGACGUGCACCAACACCCCUGGCAGCUUCCAGUGCGUCUGUCCCCCGGGCUUUGUGCUGUCUGACAACGGCCGGCGCUGCUUUGACACUCGCCAGAGCUUCUGCUUCACCCGCUUCGACAACGGGAAGUGCUCUGUCCCCAAGGCCUUCAACACCACCAAGGCUCGGUGCUGCUGCAGCAAGAUGCCAGGGGAGGGCUGGGGAGAUCCCUGCGAGCUGUGCCCUCAGGAAGGGAAUGUUGCCUUCCAGGAGCUGUGUCCGUACGGCCACGGAGCCAUCCCAGGCCCAGGUGACACCCGAGAAGAUGUCAAUGAGUGCUCGGAGAACCUGGGGGUCUGCAUCAACGGGGCCUGCAUCAACACCGACGGCUCCUUCCGCUGCGAGUGCCCCUUCGGAUACAACCUGGACUACACGGGGGUCAACUGCGUGGACACCGACGAGUGCUCCAUCGGCAAUCCCUGCGGGAACGGCACCUGCACCAACGUGGUGGGAGGCUUCGAGUGCGCCUGCGACGAGGGCUUUGAGCCGGGGCCCAUGAUGACCUGUGAAGACAUCAACGAGUGCUCCCUGAACCCCCUGCUCUGUGCCUUCCGCUGCAUCAACACCUUCGGCUCCUACGAGUGCACCUGCCCCUCUGGAUAUGCCCUGAGAGAGGACAGGAGGAUGUGCAGAGAUCUGGACGAGUGUGCGGAGGGGCUGCACGACUGCGAGUCCCGGGGGAUGCUGUGCAAGAACCUCAUCGGCACCUUCAUGUGCAUCUGCCCGCCAGGGAUGCAGCGCAGGCCCGAUGGAGAGGGCUGCACAGAUGAGAACGAGUGUCGGACCAAGCCUGGGAUCUGCCCCAACGGGCGCUGUGUGAACACUGCCGGGAGUUACCGCUGCGACUGCAACGAGGGCUUCGAAGUCAGUCCCUCUGGCACCGAGUGCAUCGACACCCGCCAAGGGUUCUGCUUCACCGAGGUGCUGCAAACCAUGUGCCAGAUGUCCUCCACCAACCGCAACCUGGUCACCAAAUCCGAGUGCUGCUGCAACAGCGGGCGCAGUUGGGGCCCCCAGUGCGAGCUCUGCCCUCUCCCUGGCACUGCCCAGUACAAGAAGAUGUGUCCCCAUGGCCCAGGAUACUCCACUGAUGGCAGAGACAUCGAUGAGUGCAAGGUCCUGCCCAACCUGUGCAGGAACGGGCAGUGCAUCAACAGCAUCGGCUCCUUCCGCUGCCACUGCCGGCUGGGCUACACCGCCGACAUCACGGGCACGGCCUGCGUGGAUCUGGACGAGUGUAACCAGUCCCCCAAGCCCUGCAACUUCAUCUGCAAGAACACAGAAGGCAGCUACCAGUGCUCCUGCCCCCGAGGGUACAUCCUGCAGGAGGAUGGCAAGAUCUGCAAAGACCUGGACGAGUGUUCCACCAAGCAGCACAACUGCCAGUUCCUCUGUGUGAACAUCAUCGGGGGCUUCAACUGCAAGUGCCCCCCCGGCUUCACUCAGCACCACUCGUCCUGCAUCGACAACAACGAGUGCACAGCUCAGCCCUCGCUGUGUGGAGCCAAAGGGCAGUGUCUGAACACCCCGGGCAGCUACAACUGCGAGUGCCAGAAAGGAUUCUCCCUGGACAGCUCUGGGGUCAACUGUGAAGAUGUGGACGAGUGUGACGGGAACCACCGGUGCCAGCACGGCUGCCAGAAUGUGCUGGGGGGGUACAGGUGUGGCUGCCCCCAGGGCUAUGUCCAGCACUACCAGUGGAACCAGUGUGUGGACGAGAACGAGUGUUCCAGCCCCACCGCCUGCGGCUCUGCCUCCUGCUACAACACCCUGGGCAGCUUCAAGUGCGUGUGUCCCUCGGGCUUUGACUUCGACCAGGCUUUUGGGGGCUGCCAGGACGUGGACGAGUGCUCGGCCGGGGGCAGCCCCUGCAGCUACGGCUGCUCCAACACGGACGGGGGGUACCUGUGCGGCUGCCCCGGGGGCUACUUCCGAGCGGGACAAGGACACUGCAUCUCUGGCUUGGGCUUUGGGAAAGGUCCCUACCUGCCUGCCCCCCAGGAAGAGGAUGAGGACAACCUGCUCUCCCCCGAGACCUGCUACGAGUGCAAGAUCAACGGCUACCCCAAGAGGGGCCGGCAGCGCCGCAGCCUCAACGGCACUGAGAGGCACCAGGACCACGGCGUGAACUUGGCCAGCAUGGACGUGGAGGCCCCGCUGUCCAUGACCCUGAACCUCUCGGACCUGGCGCGCAAGGAGCACAUCCUGGAGCUCCUGCCGGCCGUGGAGCCCCUGGAGAACCGGGUGCGGUACCUCAUCUCCCAGGGCAACGAGGAGGGCUAUUUCCGCAUCCACCAGAAGGAAGGGCUCAGCUUCCUCCACCUGGGCCGCAAGAAAAUCCUGCCCGGCACGUACCUGCUGGAGAUCGUGAGCGUGCCCUUGUACCGCAGGCGGGAACUGCAGAAACUCGAGGCCAAGAACCACCUCGACUACUUGGCGGGGGAGCUGGGCCAGGCACUGAGGAUGAAGCUCCAGCUCCAGCUCUACUAAAAAAAAAAAAAAACAACCCCCCACGGGAUCCAU